Molecule: messenger RNA, 1486 nt
Organism: Ctenocephalides felis (cat flea)
Lineage: Eukaryota; Metazoa; Arthropoda; Insecta; Siphonaptera; Pulicidae
Product: trimeric intracellular cation channel type 1B.1
Exons: 6
Coding region: 71-898 (275 amino acids)
Biological process (GO): potassium ion transmembrane transport
Cellular component (GO): membrane
Molecular function (GO): potassium channel activity; identical protein binding
Source: RefSeq, a predicted model, not a curated record
AGUUUUAGAUUUAAUUUAGUUAUAGUUUAACGAAUUUAUUUUAAUUGUCAUCGAAAUAAGGGAUUUCACCAUGGAUCCCGAAACCUUCUUGGAUAUAGCUAAUCAAGUGAUUAAGCUAAAAAUGUUUCCCUACUUUGACAUUGCGCAUUGUUUGUUAUGUGCAUUGUCGGUAAGAGAGGAUUUAGGAGCUGGUGCUCAAGCUUUUUCACGCAAACAUCCUCUAGCCUGUUGGCUAUCGACUAUGCUUGUGGUUUUUGCCGGCGGAAUGCUUUGCAAUGGUCUUCUAGGUGAACCUAUUUUAGCACCAUUGAAGAGCACACCGCAACUCUUAGUUGCAACAGCUGUCUGGUACGUUGUGUUCUAUACUCCAUUUGACGUAGGUUACAAAGUUGCAAAAUUUCUCCCAGUGAAAAUAAUAGCGUCAGCUAUGAAGGAGAUAUAUCGUUGUAAAAAAGUUUACGAUGGAGUAACACAUGCAGCUAAACUUUAUCCCAAUGCGUAUAUUAUCAUGAUUAUUAUCGGCACGUUGAAGGGUAAUGGAGCAGGCUUCACAAAGCUCAUGGAGCGUUUAAUAAGAGGAGCCUGGACUCCAACGAGCGUGGAAUUCAUGCAGCCAUCUUUCUACACCAAAGCUUCAUUGGUUGCAUCAAUCAUCUUUGUUUUGGAUAAAAAGACUGAUUUAAUAUCAGCUCCGCAUGCGCUGGUAUACUUUGGAAUUGUUAUAUUUUUCGUCUACUUCAAAUUGUCUUCAAUUUUAUUGGGUAUUCAUGAUCCAUUUGUGCCUUUCGAAAACUUAUUUAGUGCUUUGUUCUUUGGUGGUAUUUGGGAUUCUCUCGCAAAACUAUUGGGAAGAGGUCAAAACAAAGAGGAGACAAAGGAUGCUAAGAAGAGCAAUUAAUAAUUUUAAUACAAAGAGAUUUUCAAUGUCAUUUGCAAAUUACGAAACUUGGUAUCUUUCAAUCGAAAGAUUCGUUCAUUGAAGAACUAGUCAGACAAUAUGUUCAUAUAUUAUUAGUAUUAUUUAUUUUUAGUUUUUAAGAGCAUUAUACUUAAUAUUGUGUAUUUAUAUCAGUAAACUAUAUCAAGUUUACGGACAAGUGAUGAUGUGAUUUUGAAUUAUGUGAUUGACACCAAAUAACUAACUCUGUAUCCGGUUUUAACGUUUUUAUGAUGCGAAAAGAUUUAUGCGGAAGAAAAUUCCAAUGAAAUUUAGAUCUUGUGAGAUUUAAUAUGUACAAAUAUAUUCUUUAAUACUUACUGUAUAGUGCAUUAUAGAACAUUAUGAUCCGCUAAUUAUGUUGAUUUAAUUAAGUGAUAACGUAAAUAGUCAAUUGACGAUUUAUUACUUUUGACUUAAGUAUAUGGCUAAACAAGUUAGAACAAUUUAAAUGACCGACAAACUUCAUAUUUGUAGUUGAUCAUUUCAGGAGAUCAUUUUAAAUUUUUUUGGUUUAAGUUUCAAAAUAGUAAUAUUUUGUUUGUGACC